Teleopsis dalmanni is the source of this 3239-nucleotide messenger RNA. RefSeq names its product serine/threonine-protein kinase PITSLRE (gene Pitslre). Gene Ontology annotation, biological process: protein phosphorylation; regulation of mitotic cell cycle. Bases 27 to 3095 code for a protein of 1022 amino acids. Lineage: Eukaryota; Metazoa; Arthropoda; Insecta; Diptera; Diopsidae. The record is from RefSeq and is a predicted model, not a curated record. Gene Ontology annotation, cellular component: nucleus. Gene Ontology annotation, molecular function: ATP binding; cyclin-dependent protein serine/threonine kinase activity. The transcript has 3 exons.
CACUCAAUCCAACGGAAUCGCACACUAUGUCGGGCAGUGAGGAUGGCCAACUAAAAAGUCCAAAUGAAGACAGAAUAAUAAGUGCCGAUGAUGAUGAACAUGACACUGAUUCAUUAGACAUAAAGCCGCCUCAAGCAUCUGCUCACGCACGUGAUCCUAGUGGAACGAAAAAGAAAGAUAAAUCAAGCAAAGAUAAAAAACAUUCCAAAGACCGCAAGCAUAAAGAUAAAGAACGAGAUAGAGAUCGAGGUGAUUAUAGAGAACAUCGAAGGGAAGAACGUAAUGAUAUUGAGCGUUACUAUCAACGUAACGCAGCCUAUGAAAGGGAAGAAACUAGAGAAAUGAUGUCAAAUUCCGAACGACGUUAUCAGAAACAUUAUGAUAGAAAUAGUGAUGGUAAUGGUCGAAGCAACUUGAUGGGUAGCAGUGGUAGCCAUAGUUACCAUAACCCUUAUCAGCAUGCACAGUACCAUCAUCAAUCUCAAAUGCAUCUUCAAAGACAGCGACAGGACUACUAUGAACGUAAUCAAGUCUAUCAUCAUAUAGGCAGCAGUACUGCCGAAUAUCACAAUAAUCGCUAUCAUAAACAUAGUACACACGUUGACUAUAUGCAAAGUGAUAUUGGCAUGGAAAUGCAAAGGGAUCGUAGAAAGUAUGAGUAUGAUCAACAAAAUGAUGCUGAAAGUUUAGAACAAGAUUUGCGUUCGCGUUUACUUAGUAAACGUCAUAAAUAUGUGAGAGGCAGUGAAAUCGAUGAUACCUAUGAACGAACAGAACAUGAUAAAAAUGAACGCAGUUAUGAAGAUCGUGAAAGAAAUGCAUUUAAAAUGGAGAAAAAAUCGCGCAGAAUCAAGGAAAAGUCAUCAAGUGUAAUUGAAGUAAUCGACAGUCCCGAAAUACAUGAAGAAGAUUAUCAGAAGCAUAAACAUAAAAAGCGCAACAAAAAACAUUCGCAUAGUUCUGCGGAAAAACAUAAAACGCCCGAAGACCCAGAAUUAUUAGCAAGAAGAGCUAAACUCUUGGCAGCUGAACGGGAAAUUGAGAAACGUAAAGAAGCUGCGCGAGAAGAAUUAGAAGCACGCAGAGAGAUGAGAAAGGAACGUAAAGAUGCGCUUAGCCCCACAACGGUAGCAGCUAAUGUGACUGCUGGAUUGAAAGUAGUCAAACGAAAAACUGCCGACAUUGAGAUUGUCGAACGAAAACGGUCAAAAAAAUCUAAAGAAUUUAAAAAUGAGGAUGAAGAUGAUAGCAGUGAGAGCGAUGAUGACGAUGAUGAAACUGAAGAUGACGAUGAGAGUGAUAGUAACAGUGAUAACGAAAGUGAUUCAGAAGAGGAAAGUGAAAAAAGCUACAAAGAUGUGAAAUCAAAGAAGGAAUACAAAACUGAUGAUAAAUAUAGUACGGAAAACGAUGUAGAUUUACCAGAUAGUCCUAUGUCAAUAGGUGAUUUGUCAAAAUCACCGAAACGCACCAAACGGAGAAAAAAGGAUCAUACAAAACAUACAGAAGACGUUAUAGAAAGGCAUAAAUCAGAUACUUCAACACAUUCAGAACGUUCCUGUUCUGCUUCGCGUUCACCAUCCAAAUCACCUCAAUCCGCACAUUCUUCUAAUCAUCGAUCGCGAUCAUCAUCUCGUCACUCUUCACAUUCUCCAUCACCGUCUUCAAGAUCGAGAUCUCGAUCUGUAGGUUCUCGUUCGCGCUCACGUAGCCAGUCGCCAUACAAAUCACGAUCACGUUCUCGCAGUGAGGAGCGUGAUAUGAAACUAAUGCAGGAAAAACCAGAGUUAAGAGAAAAGGAAGAAAAUGCAGUAAAAAAGAAACAAUCUACUAUUGAAAAUGAAAAUGAUUCGCCGAUUUGUGACGAUAAAGGUGUACGACUGCCAAAUUAUUUUCCUGGUGUACAAGGCUGCCGUUCCGUUGAAGAAUUUCAAUGCUUGAAUCGCAUUGAGGAAGGAACAUAUGGUGUUGUCUACCGAGCCAAAGAUAAACGUACAAACGAAAUCGUUGCUUUAAAACGACUCAAGAUGGAAAAAGAAAAAGAAGGUUUUCCCAUCACUUCCCUGCGUGAAAUUAAUACUUUGCUCAAAGGACAACAUCCGAAUAUUGUAACAGUGCGCGAAAUAGUUGUUGGCUCAAAUAUGGAUAAAAUUUUUAUCGUAAUGGAUUAUGUUGAGCACGAUUUGAAAUCUUUAAUGGAAACAAUGAAAAGUAGAAAACAAGUAUUUUUCCCAGGUGAAGUUAAAUGUCUUACUCAACAGCUUAUUCAUGCUGUAGGUCAUCUACAUGAUAAUUGGAUACUUCAUCGUGAUUUAAAAACAUCUAAUUUAUUACUUUCUCAUAAAGGUAUUUUAAAAGUCGGAGAUUUUGGUUUGGCACGUGAAUAUGGUUCACCGCUUAAAAAGUAUACGUCACUUGUAGUAACAUUGUGGUAUCGAGCGCCUGAAUUAUUAUUAUGCUCCCCAGAAUAUUCUACUCCUAUUGAUAUUUGGUCAGUUGGAUGUAUUUUUGCUGAAUUUCUUCAAAUGGCACCACUCUUUCCGGGAAAAACCGAGUCUGAAGAACUUAACAAAAUCUUUAAGUUACUUGGUACCCCAAACGAAAAAAUUUGGCCUGGUUAUAAAGAUCUACCUCUUGUUAAAAACUUACUCAGUCAAAAUUCGCAAUUUGCGGAUUAUCCAGUGUCCAAUCUGCGCAAACAUUUCAUUGACAAAACUAGCGAAGCUGGCAUUUCUUUUCUACAAGGUCUCUUAACAUAUGAUCCUAAGCAAAGACUGAACGCUGAGGCAGCUUUAAAACAUCCAUACUUUAAGGAACUACCUUUGCCCAUCGACCCCUCAAUGUUUCCAACAUGGCCAGCCAAAAGUGAGCUUGAAUCACGUAAAGCUAUUGCUUCAUCCCCAAAACCACCACCAGGUGGUUCACAAUUUAAGCAAUUGGGGCGCGACGAUAUUAUUACAACUGGUAGUAGCAAAGUGGUGUCGGGAAUUAUAACUGGUAAUAAAAAAACGGCAUCGAACACUGGAUUCGUAUUAAAUGCAGGUAUAGAUCAACGGCAGUUAGCCAUGGGCCCUGGUUUUAGCUUGAAAUUUUAAUCAUUUACACUACUAGAGCUUACGUAAACUUCUAAAAAAUGUAUAUCUAAAAGGAUCAUAACAUAUAGGUACACAAAAAUUUCCAUUUUUGAUUAAGUUUCCUAUUUCUGUUAUUGUUUUAUAAUUUAAGAAUUAUAAUUCGCU